Molecule: messenger RNA, 2619 nt
Organism: Pezoporus flaviventris
Lineage: Eukaryota; Metazoa; Chordata; Aves; Psittaciformes; Psittacidae
Gene: SCN4B
Product: sodium voltage-gated channel beta subunit 4
Exons: 5
Coding region: 404-955 (183 amino acids)
Biological process (GO): regulation of sodium ion transmembrane transporter activity; regulation of ventricular cardiac muscle cell membrane repolarization; cardiac muscle cell action potential involved in contraction
Cellular component (GO): membrane; voltage-gated sodium channel complex
Molecular function (GO): sodium channel regulator activity; transmembrane transporter binding
Source: RefSeq, a predicted model, not a curated record
GGAACAUGUCCCCUGUCUCUGCCUAAAGCUGGGACAGGCACGUUUGGUCCUGCCAUGCCAAAGCAAAUGAGGGGUGACGAACCCAUCCCUGGGCUCUGGGAGGGGAGCUGAGCUCAUGCCCCUCAUGCUGAGGCUGUGGGGAGCAGGAGGAGGAUGCCGUAGGUCCCUGGUGGAGCUGGGAGCAGGACCUAAGGGGUGAUGGCUGCAUCCCACUGCCCGCCAUGUGCUCCCUGGGAAGGGAUCCCCACUGUGACUGGUGCUCCAGCAGAGGCCAGGCUGCAGGGGGGGGAGCAGUUGUCCCUCCCAUGUGCCUUUCUCCUCCCUGCCCCAUCUUUCCCCAGGUUUGCAUGUCCUCGCCCUCGCCUUCGCCUUGGAGGUGUCAGUGGGGAAGACCAACACUGUGAUGGCUCUGAAUAACUCCAAUGUCCUGCUGCCCUGCACCUUCACCACCUGCAUAGGCUUCCAGGACCUGGUCUUCACGUGGUAUUUCAACUCAACAGAGAUGAUUUACCACGGCAAGAUAAAGAGCAAAGCCUCGGAGCCCUUGCUGGUGGCACGCAACCCACGAGUCGAGUUUGUCGGCUCGACGACCAAGAAGGACAACAACAUCUCCAUUCUCCUGAAGAACGUGGACUUCAGCGAUGCUGGGAAAUACACGUGCCACGUCAAGAACCCCAAGGAGAAGAACGCGCAGCACAACGCCACCAUCUUCCUCACGGUGGUCCAGAAGAUGGUGGAGGCAGACAACACUGUGACGCUCAUCAUCGUGGGCGUUGUGGGGGGGCUCAUCGGCCUCCUCAUCCUCUUCAUGCUCAUCAAGAGGGUUGUCCUGUUCAUCAUCAAGAAGACUCAGGAUGGGAAGAAGGAAUGCCUCGUGAGCUCCUCGGGCAACGACAACACGGAGAACGGCUUGGCUGGCUCCAAGGCGGAACAAAAAGCACCACCAAAGGCAUGAAGCAGCGGCACCCUAACCCCAGCCCGCCCCGCAGCGGGGACAGGGGCAGGGGGCCAAGCCUUUCCCUUUUGUUUUCUUUCCAAACUGCCAAUGCUUGAGACAUGUUUCUAUUACACACGUGCCUGCAACCUGCACUGCUUCUCGGAAAAGACUUGGGCUGCCGUGGGGACUGGGAGCUUCUUGUGGACUCGGACUGGGAUGCUGCCAGGACGGAGGGAGCUGCCUGCUCUGCAAUGAGUGAAGGCAAGAGGGUGCUGGGCAGGCAGGGAAGGGGCUGGGGAGUACUGUGGGUGCUGUGCUGCUUGUGGGGUGGUGGAUGGUGAGCAGGGGUCCCGGCGUGCCUGGGGGUAGAGGCUGCGAGGAGCUCGGGGUGUCUUUGUGUGAGUGGCAACGCUGAGCUGGGGCGGGCAGGAGCUGCCUGCCUUGCGCAGAGGGUGUCUGGAGCAGAGCAAAGGUGCACAACGCUCACCAUAGAGGCAGAGGCUCCUGCCUUUGCUGCAUUUCCUAUGGGUCCGGCACAGGAGGAAGGGGGGAAGCAGGGCUGAUGCGGCAGGGCUUGGCUUCAGCUCUUGUAAGCACACUUGAGAACCAAAUCAGUGACUGUCAGGGCUGUCAUCUCAUCCCUGCAGGGGCUGGGUGCCGUGCUCCUGCCAUGGGCCGGGCUGGUUCCUCCUAUGCAGGGUUGUGGGGACCAGCGGCUGGGGCUGGCCACGUCGUGGGGUCACUGCUGGCUGCAGUGGGGUGAAGGUCCAUGUUUCACACCCUGUGUAGGGCCAUACCCCAGGGGCAGCGGGGGCAUUCCUGGGGGUGCUCCCUGGGUUUGUGCUGCUGCUCCUGCUCCUCCUCCCCUCUUUAAAGCCCAUCACUCGGCACGCUCAGAGCAGUGAUGCCGCUGACGCUGCCUCGCCAAGGCUCAACUUGUUGCGCAGAGGUUUUUUAUAUCAGACUCCAGUGGGAACGCAGCUGAUGGCGUUCCCCCAUCACCCAAUGAAACCUGUGGCGCUCCAUCUGCGACGCAGGGAGGAGGGAGCACAGUGGAGCCCUGGCGAGGGGAGCAAUGCUAGGGCUGUGCCAGUCCACUCCUGGGCCUGCCACUGGCCCACGGGGUGACCUUGGGCAAGUCACUCUGCCUCUCCAUGCCUCAGUUUCCCCAUCUGUAAAAUGGGGAUAAUAACACUGCUCUACCUCACAGGGGUGGUUGUGAGGCUUCCUUGGCUAUCAUUUGUAAAGUGCUUUGAGAGCCUCGGGUGAGGGGGGCCACAGAAAGCCAAAAGGGUACCUGCAGUGGGGACUCAGGCAACGCAGCCCCCUUCCUAAGGGCUGUACUGGGACAUGACACAUGAAGAAUGAGCUGCUCCUACAGUCGAGGGUGGCAAUGUCCUUUGCAAUGCGAUUUGUUCCCUCUUCCUCUUUUAUUUGUGGGUGGCUGUUGGUGAAGCUGCAGGGCAGGCAGCUCCCCCAUCCCCACUUGAUAUUGGGAAUCACAGCCAAGCCAUGCCCCCGGCUGCAGGUGCCCUGACAGAGGUGCCGGAGAGGAAGGUGGGUGAGGAUUCGGUGGGCAAGGCAAACAAGGUGCUACCUUCUCUGGUGACUGUUGUGGGGAGGUGAGGCCUGCUCAUGGGGUGGGGGCACAGGGAGCACCCUGCAGCCUUCACCAUGGGGCA